AUGUCCCACUGGUACAAUAAUGCGGCGUCUACGCACCGGACAGGACUAGCAUCGCAUGAUUCACGGAUACCAAUUGCGGCAGUGGUAAAUGAGAACUGGCGUGGCAAAAACGAUCCCGCGGAAAGGCGCCGGAUACAGAAUCGUUUGAACCAGCGAGCUUUCAGACAGCGACAGCGAGCGGGCCAGUCACCAAAGCAGUAUAAGCCACGCAGUGUAUCGGCGUCUUCCAGCCAGAAGCAGUCGGUUUCAGAUAAUGACGAAGAGAGCGAGGAUGAUUACGAAGAAGAAGAAGAGGAUGAGCAAGAGGAUGAGGAUGCAACGGGGAGCUCGGCGUCCGGUACAUCUGUGCCUCGCCGGACAGUGCGCGCAGCCAGCACUCGUACGACCUCUCUUCCUGCACGCACCCAGACCGGUGGUCGUACUGAUGCAAACCCAGGACGCGCAUGGGACGAGCUUGCACAGCUCAUCAACCGCAACUUGAUGGGCGCAGCGGCAACGAACGCUCAGUACCUUGGCAUCGACCAAGCGGCGGUGCAGAAUGGCACGCUCGUUUACACGCCCUCCCCGAGCGAUCGUUCAGUACCCGCCACACUGAUGCCAAUAGACCUGCAGUAUCAAGUAGCACAUGAUCCAAUCAUCGACAUUAUACCACACCCACGGCUCCGAUACAACAUUCUGCGAGCAAUCGCAACCAACAGCAUAGAUGCGGCGUCUUUGCUCAGCUGUAUCCGAGCUUCUGGAGCCAUGGAGCGGGUUAAUGGUGGCUGGCAGCGCGCUGGGCUUGUGGUAUGGAGCUCACCAGAAUAUGUGGCAAGCUGGGAGAUGUCUGAGCCCUUCGUAAGACGUUGGGCUUGCUUGUUGCCCGGCUGCGAAGAUUUGGUUGCAGCGACCAAUGCUUGGCGCCAGAAGAGAGGCGAGAAGCUGAUCCCGCGUUCGAGCCAGCGAGCGACUUGUGUGUGCGUUUCACGGCCGAUAAGCCCAGCCAGCAGAGAUAGCGACGACAGGCCUGAUGCGAAGCACCCGCGCUAUGACCUACAAAUGGACCGUCCGCGCCCGCAACCUCCACCACGCCGGUCGACCAACCAAAUACGGGCCAAACCUGCUGACCCUGGUGUCAUCACCUCUAUGAUCGAUUCGCUGGAGGGUGACCAUGUCUCAAGGCCGGGCUCGCGGGACGUUGACUCUAGGCUUGGGCAGGCUUCUUCGGUACGUGCAGAGGGUUCGCGUGCGGAUUCAGCACCUCCACCCUCUAUACGAACGUCACGCGCUCCUUCUGGUCUGUCGCAAUACACUGCGCCUUCGGUCAACGGUAGUGCGCUGAGCCAUCUGCGACCUGCAUCGAUCAAUUCGCGAACGAGUUCAUAUGUAAGCCUGCCGAGGGAGAAGGAGAGCAGCGACAGAAACAAGCACAGUGCGGAAAGCUGGAUAAGGCAUUACUCAGUCAGUCAAGAGUCAAUCAGCAGAAAUGGCAAACCGAAAGAGCGCCGCAAGAGCUUGAGGCGCACAACGACGCAGGAAGCGUUGCGGUCAUCAGCCGCCGCCGCCGACGUGCCUGCUCCGCGAGGUCCAUCAGACCUUUGGGCACUGUCACGCGCCGAGCAAAUCAUCGCGAGGACACCGCCACCGCUGACUGAUCCAAACAAAGGCCGGCUAUACCUCAACGACUCAAGCGCGGGCGAGGAUAGAAGGAUCUGCGACUCUUUGGUCUCCGACACUAAGAGUGCAGAGACUGACGGGAGCGCCAGAAGUAGUCAACGUACGCAGGCAAGCAUCUUGACCGAAGCAACCGAGCCGACCGCAUUGACACCGCCGCGCAUAUCGCCCAGGAAAAGUCCGAUUGUCGACUCGAUCCCAACCCGAACUUCUUCGUUAAGAGCGAUCAUUCCCAGUCCAACUUCUGGCAAGAAAAGGGAUAAGAAGUCAAAACGACCGGUUUUCGCCAGCAGCAAGACAGAAAGCGUUUCGAGCCGAUCCCGGUCGAUUCCAGAGUCAAGCUGGGCUGAUUUGGGCGAAGACGAUGAGACAGUGAAACGCAUUCGCGAGCUUAAAGAGAAGCGCAAGUCGCGUUUGGAGGAAUUGAAAACCUUUGCUACGCAAGCGGAAAGCCCCAAUCCGUUGGAGCCACUAAGCGAAGACUAUAAGCGAGCCUCCCGCGUCAGACCUGCAGCCAAUCGAGCUGCGACUGAGCCUGCAUCGAAAGCACACAGAGUCCUAGGAUUGAGAGACGACCGCACAGCGACGCUUGGUGAUCGCCCUGCAGUCAUUCAGAGAGCAACAAGUGAGUCUCCAGACCAUUCGCGCAGACCGGUUUCGCAUCACGAUCCGGUAACGGCCGAGUCAACCAGCACAGUCAGCCCGUCAACGCCUUCAUUGUCACUGGACUAUUCGUACGCACAGGCUAUGAACACGUUGCAACACGCAAACGGGGAGACCGGGCUUAGGAAACAGCACAAGCGGCAGACCUCCAAAAGCUCCGGCUCGGUGGACGCGCUUGAACUACCACGGCUUGCGCAACCUUUGGAUUCGUCCAGUACGACCAGCCGACCCAGGCCAAUGAGCUCGCGCAAACGCACCGAUCCUACCACCAGAUGGACAGCACAGCAUCCCGACCUGCCGUUAGAGCUGGAAAGACGGAAAAGCAGGCGCAAAUCCAUGAGCGAUGCGCGGCGCACGCGGCACUUGGAUGACGAGCUUGCGCUUGACCGACGGGACAGCAUCGAGGAUGCCGUAACACAGUAUCUGAAGGCACCUCGCUUGAGCCGGAAGGUCAAGCAUCCUGGUAGUAACCGUACCAUCAGCUUUUCGGAGGUCGGCGACCCGGAAGGCGCGGCUGUCUUUGUAUCCGUGGGUAUGGGGUUGACGCGGUAUGUCUCGGCUUUCUACGAUGAGCUCGCAACAACCCUGCGCUUGCGUCUCAUUACCGUGGAGCGUCCUGGGGUAGGCGCCAGCGAUCCUUAUCCAGCAGGACAUCGUGGCGGCCCAUUAAGUUGGCCGGAAGAUGUUCUCGCCAUCUGCGAACACCUAAACAUUACCAAGUUCAGCCUGCUCGCACAUUCUGCUGGGGCCGUCUAUGCGCUCGCCACAGCGCUUAUUCUACCGCAUAUGAUCAAAGGCAAAGUGCAUCUGCUGGCGCCAUGGAUCCCGCCUAGUCAGCUCGAGGCCCUCCCACACCCGACCGCAACCGCUGCGCCCUCGGUCGCGAUGCCGCGAGGUCAGCGCAUCCUCCGCGUCCUACCUACUUCCUUCCUGAAAGCGGCCAACACUUCCUUCUUGACCGCCACCUCUACGUCUCUCAAACCCGCGGCACGACGCCCAGUUCAGAGCUCGCGAGACCGCUCUCGCGAACACUCCGUCUACUGGGGAAUCCCCGAAAGGCCCUCGACUGCACAACGUCCCGACUACGGAAGGCGAGAAAGCUUGAUGCUGAUGGACCAGUACAUGCCCAGCAACCCCAUGGAGAGCUUUCUUCUUCCAAUGAGAGAGGAGGACGAAGCAGCCCUCGAACCACCACCGAAACGGAACUCGGUUUUCCUGGGUGCCACCGCAAGUCCCACGGAUCCCACCUUCGACUUUGCGCAAACGGCACUUAGUGCGGCCGAGCACGCGGAGAAAGAGCGGAAACUCGAAUACGCGAGUUGGCUCACCGAGCGAACCUGGGAGUUGGCCACGCGUGACAGCAACCCUGCUACAGAUUUGCUGGUCUGUCUCGAACGCAACCGUGAGAUCGGGUUUAGGUAUACGGACGUCUCCCGUGAAGUCGUCAUCACGCACGGCAGCGAGGACAAGCGCGUGCCCUUGCCCAACGUCAAGUGGCUAGCGGAUCAGAUGAACGCGCGAGCCUUGGCCGGACUUGGCAAUAACAUGGCCGUGAACGGGAAUGCGAACGAGUAUCCGCAAAGCCGGGAUGGUUGGGCGGAUGUACGGACAAGUCGGGGCGGGUGCGAGUUGAGAGUAUUGCGGGGAGAAGGGCAUGGGUUGAUGGCUAGUGCAAGCAUCGUCGGUGCUGUAUUGACGGAGAUUGCUGGGUAUUGGGCCGGACAGCGUUGA
Baudoinia panamericana UAMH 10762 is the source of this 4047-nucleotide messenger RNA. RefSeq lists its product as uncharacterized. The transcript is spliced from 6 exons. Bases 1 to 4047 code for a protein of 1348 amino acids. The record is from RefSeq and is a predicted model, not a curated record. NCBI's taxonomy places the organism in Eukaryota, Fungi, Ascomycota, Dothideomycetes, Mycosphaerellales, Teratosphaeriaceae.